AUGCCCGGAGGUCUGCUUCUCGGGGACGAGGCGCCCAACUUCGAGGCCAACACCACCAUCGGCCGCAUCCGUUUCCACGACUUUCUGGGAGACUCAUGGGGCAUCCUCUUCUCCCACCCUCGGGACUUCACCCCAGUUUGCACCACGGAACUCGGCCGAGCUGCAAAGCUGGCACCAGAAUUUGCCAAGAGGAAUGUGAAGUUGAUCGCCCUGUCCGUAGACAGCGUUGAGGACCAUCUUGCCUGGAGCAAGGAUAUCAAUGCUUACAAUGGAGAUGAGCCCACAGAAAAGCUGCCUUUUCCCAUCAUUGACGAUAAGAAUCGGGACCUUGCCAUCCUGCUGGGCAUGCUGGACCCAGCAGAGAGGGAUGAGAAGAACAUGCCUGUGACAGCUCGUGUGGUGUUCGUCUUCGGGCCUGAUAAGAAACUGAAGUUGUCUAUCCUCUACCCGGCCACCACUGGCAGGAACUUUGAUGAGAUUCUGAGAGUAGUGAAGUCUCUCCAGCUGACAGCAGAAAAGAGAGUCGCCACCCCCGUGGAUUGGAAGGAUGGAGACAGUGUGAUGGUCCUUCCAACCAUCCCUGAAGAGGAAGCCAAAACACUCUUCCCCAAAGGAGUCUUCACCAAAGAGCUCCCAUCCGGCAAGAAGUACCUCCGCUACACUCCCCAGCCUUAAGUCUCCGAGAGGUCGGGGCUGAAGCGGCGCGUGGAGCACAGUGAGCCAGAGGAUGCCAGCUGCCAAUCAUGUUUUCCUAGAACAGUUCCGCGAGAACAUUCUGGUUGAAUCACGCCUGGAUCUUUAGGUUGCAAUACUACUGGCUUAUUAAAUGGAAAUGGCAUAA
Oryctolagus cuniculus (rabbit) is the source of this 841-nucleotide messenger RNA. It is a transcript of the gene PRDX6, whose product is annotated as peroxiredoxin 6. Gene Ontology annotation, biological process: cell redox homeostasis; cellular oxidant detoxification. The record is from RefSeq and is a predicted model, not a curated record. Lineage: Eukaryota; Metazoa; Chordata; Mammalia; Lagomorpha; Leporidae. Gene Ontology annotation, cellular component: cytosol; mitochondrion. Gene Ontology annotation, molecular function: peroxiredoxin activity.